ACGACCACCACAUCUGCUCAAAUGGCACGAAUCCGUGUCUAUAUCGUCCGACAUGGUGAAACCGCUGAAAAUCGCAACGGCAUUUUGCAAGGUCACCUAGACACAGAAUUGAAUGACGAGGGUUAUCGCCAAGCCGAGCUCGUGGCAGAUGCAUUGAAGGAUGUGUCGUUCAAGGUUGCGUUCUCCAGUGACCUCAAAAGGGCGAAAAUGACGGCUGAGCGGAUCCUAAAGAAUAAGCCAGAGGUCAGACUUCAGACAUCUGAAGCUUUGCGUGAAAGGUUCAUGGGGGUAUUUCAAGGGACCAAAAUCACGAAGGACACCAAAGUCGCCCUAUCCCAAGAUAAGACCAUCGAGAGCAACCAGCACCUGCGGGAACGCGGUGUCAACUGGUGGAAGCAAACGAUUAUCCCAAUGGUUUCCGAAGCAGAUGACUCGGACACCAUUUCUGUUUUAAUGGUUUCUCACGGAGGAUUCAUCUCGAGUCUAAUACAAGAACUCAUGGAGGAAGGAUAUGCCACUUCAGAUAGAUAUGCCCUUCCCCUUGGAAAAUGCCUUAACACUGCGAUCGCGAUUCUAGAACUGGGAGGCACCGAUGGGACAGCGUCUUUAGUAAAUUACGGCGAUAUUUCUCAUUUACUCAAUGCAAAGACACAGGCAAAGGGGGUCGUCCAAGAGAACGUCGAUGAGGUCGAGGUAGAUACCUCACCCAGCGGUAGCGAUUCCAAGGGCGUAGUGCAAACAUGGUUAGAUAGUUCAAGUCACGAUGCUCGCUAG
Messenger RNA from Coprinopsis cinerea okayama7#130, 774 nucleotides. RefSeq lists its product as hypothetical. Bases 22 to 774 code for a protein of 250 amino acids. Gene Ontology annotation, biological process: negative regulation of programmed cell death; positive regulation of DNA repair; fructose 1,6-bisphosphate metabolic process. The transcript is spliced from 3 exons. Gene Ontology annotation, molecular function: fructose-2,6-bisphosphate 2-phosphatase activity. NCBI's taxonomy places the organism in Eukaryota, Fungi, Basidiomycota, Agaricomycetes, Agaricales, Psathyrellaceae. Gene Ontology annotation, cellular component: cytosol. The record is from RefSeq and is a predicted model, not a curated record.